This is a messenger RNA of Tricharina praecox, 1049 nucleotides long. Its product is annotated as P-loop containing nucleoside triphosphate hydrolase protein. The record is from RefSeq and is a predicted model, not a curated record. The transcript is spliced from 4 exons. NCBI's taxonomy places the organism in Eukaryota, Fungi, Ascomycota, Pezizomycetes, Pezizales, Pyronemataceae. Gene Ontology annotation, cellular component: cytoplasm. The coding region runs from base 148 to 852 and encodes 234 amino acids.
CCCGCGUUGAUCACCCCCGCAUUUCACCCCUCACGAACCAGUCUGGUGUAACGUCAAUUAGCUUCAUCACCGCAUCAACAUCUCUAGCCGAGAAUCAGCCACCUCCCGUGUGAUACUACAACUUUGCCAGUCAGAGACAGUAUUGAUAUGCAAGAUCAGGCCCACUCUCUCGUCGAAGAAGCUGCCGCCCGCUUCGAGUCCAUCCCUUCAAACCAACGACUCUUGAUUUCCGUUGCUGGCAUUCCAGGCAGCGGCAAGACGACAUUGGCAGCUCAUGUCGUCCGAGGGCUGAACGAGAAGCUCGGAGGAGCAGUUGCAGCCAUGGUUCCGAUGGAUGGAUACCAUUAUACCCGUGCCCAGCUCUCUGCAAUGCCAGAUCCCGCGCGGGCCCAUUACUGUCGCGGAGCACAUUGGACCUUCGAUCCUAUUGGCCUUGCAAAACUCAUUGUUGCCUGCAAGGCCCCGAUAUCGGAGACGGAGCCGCCAACAAUUUAUGCAGCGAGCUUCGAUCACGCUGUGAAGGAUCCGGUGGAGAACGAUAUUCCUAUCAAACCCACCCAGAGGAUCCUCGUGUUCGAAGGAAACUAUCUUUCCCUUUCAGCCCCGGAGGAAUGGACUGCUGUAUCAGCAUUGUUUGACAUGCGGUGGUUCGUGGAAGUCGAUGAGAACCUGGCGAAGCAAAGGCUGGCAAAACGACAUGUUGCGGCGGGAAUAUCUGCAACUUUAGAGGAUGGAGUGGCGCGAGCUGAGGGAAACGAUAUACCCAAUGGGCGGUUCUUAUUGGAGAAUCGUGUGCCAGUCGACAUUGUGAUCGAGAGCAAAAACGAUCUCAGCUUUGCUGCAAUAGUUUGAGGAUGGGAUUGGGUUAUGAAGGGUGUUUCGCUGUCAUGAUCUGCGGAUCUCAUUCGGUGCAUCAGCUUCAGCGGUUAGGGUUAGAUUUGGCUAUCUGCCUAUGGAAAAUACCAACUCUGAGAAGCUUACGCUUUUACCAUCCCGUUGUCGUGUCUCCGUUGUCUGGUAUUGCUAGUCAGGCUGAACUUACCUGCCCA